AUGGCCGCCCUUGAAUUCGAUCGCCACAGUCAAAUCACGAUGGGUUUCAACUUGGCUAUUUUACCAGCCUUCGAUCGAUUGCCUAACAAUGCAAACAAUGUCCUAGUUUUAGGUCACGCAGUGGGCUCAGAUGGUUUGUUGUGCAUGCUACAUGACAUUCCGCCUCCCGCGUCAACUUUGAUUGUGACGUCUCAGAUGCGGUCGAAACGAGCAAGACGUCGAAUUGCCGAGGCUGGGGUUGAUCCGAACCUUCAUUUCUCGAAACCAGCUAUAGCUGGCCGCUUAUUGGCUAUUUUGAAUUCUCAAGGUCAAGGAACAAUCUACCAAUCAGAUGGCAAAAUUCAAUUGCAUUACAACAGGAUGGGUGGAGUUCAGUUUUCGAACAACACUGGGCCACGAGACGCAGGAACUCGACGUCAGUGGAACUGGUCUGGGGAACCGCAUAUCCAUGGGCCACCAUUUCAGCCUAUCGUGAUUCGACUGAACGCGCACAUGACAGUACGGAUUGUGGAUCGGUCACGAAUACAUGUGCACUUUCAGUAUGGUAAACACCAGUGUCGAAUCAAUGUGUCCAUGUCAGAUGCACAGGCUGCCGGCAUUGCUUCGCCGCGUGUGAUCAUUCGAAACCUACGUGGACUGGAGCGGGGAUAG
Echinostoma caproni is the source of this 651-nucleotide messenger RNA. NCBI's taxonomy places the organism in Eukaryota, Metazoa, Platyhelminthes, Trematoda, Plagiorchiida, Echinostomatidae. The record is from the annotation of a GenBank genome assembly.